Zalophus californianus (California sea lion) is the source of this 1272-nucleotide messenger RNA. RefSeq names its product glycine N-methyltransferase (gene GNMT). Gene Ontology annotation, cellular component: cytosol. Gene Ontology annotation, biological process: S-adenosylmethionine metabolic process; regulation of gluconeogenesis; one-carbon metabolic process. The coding region runs from base 94 to 1068 and encodes 324 amino acids. The transcript is spliced from 6 exons. The record is from RefSeq and is a predicted model, not a curated record. Gene Ontology annotation, molecular function: glycine binding; glycine N-methyltransferase activity; S-adenosyl-L-methionine binding. NCBI's taxonomy places the organism in Eukaryota, Metazoa, Chordata, Mammalia, Carnivora, Otariidae.
CCUGCCAUUGGGCAGGUGGGGCGGCCGGCCUCUGCCAGGGCCGUACUCCAUAAAUGCGGAGCGGCCCGGCCGCCGAGCCAGGCGCGCGGCAGGAUGGUGGAUAGCGUGUACCGUACCCGCUCCCUGGGGGUGGCUGCCGAGGGGCUACCGGACCAGUACGCGGACGGAGAGGCAGCGCGCGUGUGGCAGCUCUACAUCGGGGACACCCGCAGCCGCACGGCCGAGUACAAGGCCUGGCUGCUCGGGUUGCUGCGCCAGCACGGCUGCCAGCGGGUGCUCGACGUGGCCUGCGGCACCGGGGUGGAUUCCAUCAUGCUGGUGGAAGAGGGCUUCAGCGUGACCAGCGUGGACGCCAGUGACAAGAUGCUCAAGUACGCGCUUAAAGAGCGCUGGAACCGGCGGCACGAGCCAGCCUUCGACAAGUGGGUCAUCGAAGAAGCCAACUGGAUGACUCUGGACAAAGAUGUGCCCCAGCCACCAGGGGGUGGCUUCGAUGCUGUCAUCUGCCUUGGAAACAGUUUUGCCCACCUGCCAGACUGCAAAGUAUCCCCAGGGAGGAGAAAGCUGGGAGGGAGGCUGGAGCUCGGGGCCCUCAGCAGACGCAGCCUCUCUGCCCCUGCCCGGAGCUCAGGAGACCAGAGCGAGCACCGGCUGGCGCUGAAGAACAUUGCGAGCAUGGUGCGGCCAGGGGGCCUGCUGGUCAUCGAUCAUCGCAACUACGACCACAUCCUCAGCACAGGCUGUGCACCCCCAGGAAAGAACAUCUACUAUAAGAGUGACUUGACCAAGGACAUCACCACAUCUGUGCUGACAGUGAACAACAAAGCCCACAUGGUGACCCUGGACUAUACAGUGCAGGUGCCGGGGGCUGGCCAGGAUGGUUCUCCCGGCUUGAGUAAGUUCCGGCUCUCCUACUACCCACACUGUUUGGCUUCCUUCACGGAGUUGCUCCGAGCAGCCUUCGGGGGCAAGUGCCAGCACAGCGUCCUGGGCGACUUCAAGCCUUACAAGCCGGGCCAGGCCUACAUUCCUUGCUAUUUCAUCCAUGUGCUCAAGAGGACGGACUGAGCGCUGACUGUGGCCUCAGCUCCUACAACCCUCUGCCCAGGCACUGCCAGAUCUGGCUGGGGAGGUGGGGGCUAGCAGCCCCAUACCAAGGCCAGCCCCCAGCACAGAUCCUGGGGUGUGGGGAGGGGCAGACCGCUGCUGCGGGUGCAGGGAUUUGGGUUCAGGCAAAUGGAAGUGUGAGCAAUACAGUCUGUGCCUUUUUCA